UCCACUGCACAAACGAGCCGAACGUGUCAAUACCACAGCUGGCGAACCUUUUGGUGGAGCGCACUCAGAACACAAACUGGGUGGUGGUGUAUAAAGCACUCAUCACCGUACACCAUUUAUUAGCAUAUGGCAAUGAGAGAUUCACACAAUACUUAGCAUCCAGUAAUUCUACGUUUCAACUAAGUAAUUUCUUAGAUAAAAGUGGAGUACAAGGCGCGGCCGGUGCCAGGAUCGGAUAUGACAUGUCACCGUUCAUCCGGCGAUACGCCAAGUACCUCAACGAGAAGGCCCUGUCCUACAGGACGGUCGCCUUCGACUUCUGCAAAGUCAAGAGGGGCAAAGAAGAAGGCUCCCUCCGGAUGAUGAAUGUGGAGAAGCUCCUCAAAACGCUGCCAGUGCUGCAGGCUCAACUGGACUCGCUGCUCGAGUUCGACUGUACCGCCAACGACCUCACCAAUGGCGUCAUCAACAUGUGCUUUAUGCUGCUGUUCCGAGAUUUGAUCAGAUUGUUCGCGUGCUACAACGACGGAAUCAUAAACCUAUUGGAGAAGUUCUUCGACAUGAACAAGAAGAACUGCCGGGAGGCUCUCGAUCUCUAUAAAAAGUUCCUCAUCAGGAUGGAUAGGGUCGGAGAGUUCCUGAAGGUGGCAGAAAACGUGGGCAUCGACAAGGGCGACAUCCCCGACCUGACCAAAGCCCCCAGCAGUCUGUUAGACGCGCUGGAGGGACACCUCGCCGCCCUCGAGGGCAAGAAGGGAUCCGCGGCCAACACGCCCACGCAGACUGCCAGCGCCCAAAAGAACGUUGCCAGCGUUAUGGGUGCUCUGUCAUCUACGUCAUCGUCAUUCGGCAACGCGGCGGCUUCCAGUCGACUGGACAAAGCGGCCAAUGGUUCCGCGCCGCUGUUUAUAGACGACUCGCUCGCGCAGCAAGCGCUGGCUGAAGAAGAGGCUGCCAUGAACCAGUACAAGAACAAGGUGCAGUCUCCUACCAACUCGGCGGCCAACAAUCCGUUCCUGUCAUCUGCGCCGCCGUCCAACCAGCAGUCCAUCGUGGAUCUGUUCGGGCCGGCGCCCGCUGAACCGGCAAACAACGCUGGCAAGGCGUCCGACGACCUGCUAUCGCUGGGGAACCCGUUCGCUGAUAUGUUUGGAGCUGCGCCCGCGACCGCGCCCGCGCCCGCGCCUGCGUGGCAGCAGCCGAGCAACGGCUUCGCCGCCUUCCCCGCGCCGGCCGGCAACACAUUCGUGUCCGAGGCUAACUUCUCUAACGUAUUCAGUAACACUGACAGCACAGGUCAACAGCCCCAGCAACAAACCGGCAAGGUUCUCACUGGGGAUUUGGAUUCGUCGCUAGCGCAGCUCGCCAACAAUCUGUCUAUCAACAAGACGGCCACUGCGCAAAAACCGAUGCAGUGGAGUUCACCCAAGAACGCGUCGAAGCCCGGCAACACGUGGAGCCCGCAGCCUAUGCAGGCCACCACCGGCGCUGGAUACCGGCCGAUGGGUCCUGGCAUGACACUCCCGCCAAUGCCCCACACUUUGCCCCAUACAUAUCACCCUCCGCAUUAUAUUGUGCAACAGCCAGGCGUGGUAAUGGGCAUGCCGGGAGCGCCCAUGAUGCCCAUGGGAAUGGCGCAACCCAUGCGGCCCGCGGUACCACCACAACCGACCACCAACCAGUUCAGUUAAACUCUUAAAUCAGUUUUGUACGGUCCUCGUCACCCUACCCGACGGCUUACUACCAAAAAGUUAAAAAUAAUUGCCUCAAAAAGUUGCGAAAACGAGUUGUACCAUUUUCACUUUUGGCGGCAAAUAUUUUUCGAAAAUGUAGUGUAGCGAGUCAGAA
Molecule: messenger RNA, 1848 nt
Organism: Ostrinia furnacalis (Asian corn borer)
Lineage: Eukaryota; Metazoa; Arthropoda; Insecta; Lepidoptera; Crambidae
Gene: lap
Product: phosphatidylinositol-binding clathrin assembly protein lap
Exons: 14
Coding region: 243-1691 (482 amino acids)
Biological process (GO): clathrin coat assembly; synaptic vesicle budding from presynaptic endocytic zone membrane; clathrin-dependent endocytosis
Cellular component (GO): extrinsic component of presynaptic endocytic zone membrane; clathrin-coated vesicle; clathrin-coated pit
Molecular function (GO): 1-phosphatidylinositol binding; SNARE binding; phosphatidylinositol-4,5-bisphosphate binding
Source: RefSeq, a predicted model, not a curated record